Nezara viridula (southern green stink bug) is the source of this 2055-nucleotide messenger RNA. NCBI's taxonomy places the organism in Eukaryota, Metazoa, Arthropoda, Insecta, Hemiptera, Pentatomidae. The record is from the annotation of a GenBank genome assembly.
GGACCGUUUAGGGUUAGGUCGGGUCUUAAGGGCGAUACGUACAUUUUCCUUCAAUUUUUCAGUGAAUUAUUUUUCAUAAUUUGUAGCAUUUUUUUUAGAAUUGUAUCAUGGAAUGUCCACAUGUUAAUGAAAAUGUUAAAAUCGAAGCACCUAUUACGCAGAAAGAUACAAAGGAAUGGCUAUGCGCAGAAUGUUCAAGUAGUCAACAACCAUGGAUGUGCCUAUACUGUGGGGUUGUUCAUUGUGGCCGAUAUGUUAAUCGACAUGCAUUAGAACAUUGGGAAAAACAAGGAAAUCACAGCUUAUGCUUAGAUUGUGUUAAUCUUACUGUUUAUUGCUAUUGGUGUCAAGAAUAUGUUGGGAAUGAUACUGUCUCAGGUCUGAUAAGUCAACUCAGGGGAGCCUUAUUAUCUUGGAAUGGCGAAAGUGACAGUAAGAUUACAAAUGAUUCCUGGCAACCAGCUACUGACAUUCAACAAACACGAAAUCUUAGGCCAAGAACUAGAAAGAGAUCUCAUUCUAAUGACAGUAGUAGUACUGGCAGUUCGGAGAAUAUACAAUGUAAAACACGGGGCAAAACACGACGUAAAGGUGAGCAUGACAACAACCACCGCAAAACACAAAAAAGGGAAAAACUGCAGAAGCGUGUCGUAGGACUGAGGAAUUUGGGAAAUACUUGUUUCAUGAAUGCUGUUCUUCAGUCCCUGAGUAAUAUUGAGGAGUUCUGUCUUUAUUUUAAAAAAUUGCCAUCCUUGGAAGGAAUAAAAGGCCGAAAUAAAGUUUAUCAAUCUCGCAGUAUUAAAGAACUUAAAGAUGCGAUAAUGGCUGAGGAAUUAAGAAAAAUUCUGAUUAAUUUGACUGACCAAGGGGCAAAGGGUGCUAUAUCUCCUGAGUCUUUGUUUCUUGUCAUAUGGAAAGUAGUCCCUCGAUACAGGGGUUAUCAACAGCAAGAUGCUCAUGAGUUUCUCCGCUACAUGUUAGAUAGACUUCACACAGAGCUGUUGCAUCUGUUACCAGAUUUUACGCUUAAAGAUUUCUCUCACAAAAAUAAAACCUCUAUUGUGACAUCUGUUUUCGGGGGAACAUUACAGUCUGAGGUUAGAUGUCUGAAUUGUGGAACAGAAUCUAAAAAACAUGAUCCCUUUCUGGAUUUAUCUCUAGACAUACCUGAAAAAUGUGUAAAUCAGAGGAAAUGUAAAGAUAGUGCAGAAGAUUCACCUCCUUGUAAUAUAUUAGAUUGUCUAACCAGUUUUAUAGAAGUAGAGGAGCUGGCUGAAACAGAGUUGUAUUAUUGCAGUAAUUGUAAAAGCAAACAACGGUCUACUAAAAGGUUUUGGAUUCGGAGGCUUCCAAAUGUAUUAUGUCUGCAUUUGAAGAGAUUUAGAUGGAAUAAUUUUUUUCGAACUAAAGUUGAUACUCAUAUUUCAUUCCCAGUAAUUGCGUUAGAUAUGUCACAGUUUGUCUUAAGCGACUUACCAGACACUCGAAGUUCUGGAACCCAUUUGUAUGAUUUAGCUGCUGUGAUUGUACAUCAUGGAGGUGGAUCAGGCUGUGGACAUUACACUGCUUUUGCGAUCCAUGACGGUCAGUGGUUCCAUUUCAAUGAUAGUAUGGUUCGGCCUACUGAAAUUGAUGUAGUUGCCAAAUGCAAACCUUAUAUCCUAUUUUAUAUUAGAAGAGAAUUCAGGCUACCCUCAGUGAAGUCCUGAAACCUGGCUGCUCUUUCUUCUUUGAAAACUUGUGAUAAUUUUCCUCAGUAUAUAGAGUUUUCUUAAUUUUGAUGUGCUAUCUGGACAAAAACCUUCCAUGACCUCCUCAGUCUUUUCAAUGAUUGUGAUGAAAGCUCAAGGAUUUUAAUGAGUUAUUUUAAUUUAUUUCAGAGAUUUUUUUCCCUGCGUAUUUGAAUGGGAAUUGAUGCGCAUGUAUAUAAAUUACAAUAACUGAUAAGAUUGAAAAAAAAAAAUAAAGAAUCGAUUUUAUGGUCAUAAAUAGAAAUAAUUAAAAGUGAUUUAAUUUAGACUAUUUGUUUGUAAGUGUAUUGAUACAAAAUAUUUU